Messenger RNA from Aspergillus novofumigatus IBT 16806, 1267 nucleotides. Its product is annotated as bZIP transcription factor. The transcript has 2 exons. The record is from RefSeq and is a predicted model, not a curated record. NCBI's taxonomy places the organism in Eukaryota, Fungi, Ascomycota, Eurotiomycetes, Eurotiales, Aspergillaceae. The coding region runs from base 174 to 1229 and encodes 351 amino acids.
CCCCAACGCAAGACAAACCGUCAUUCAUCUGCAGCGGAGGCGAUGUCUCCAGCACCAAUUUUCGCUGCCGACAAUCCUUCAGAGGCUUUAAACUAUAUGCGACUCAUGUGCCAUUAGCAAUUACAGGAUAUUGGCGUGUACUUUGAUGAUCUGCCACUGCUGAUUGAGGCAGGAUGAAUCUCGAAAGCGACCAAAAGAAGGUCGACAAGCUCGCUCGCAUCCGAGAGAACCAACGAAGGAGCAGGGCAAAGAAGCAGGAGCAUAUUCGCGACUUAGAGCAGAAGCUGGCCUGUUUACAAGAACAAGCACACAAGAAAGAAGUCGAGCACAGAUUGGCCGCACAACGACUCGAAAUGGAGAAUAGAAAGUUGAGGUACCUGCUAUCUUACUCAGGGAUACCGCCUCAGACGGUCGAGGAAUAUCUGCGGACCGGUGAUGAUCCCGCUGUGACCCAGAAAGUCGCGAUCCCGGCUCUUCGACGGUCUGAGUUCCAAUCGGAAAACUUGCGUCAGGAGACGAAGUGUUCGCGUCCAUGUGGAAGCAAAUCAUCCAAUACUGUCGGUGAAUUCCAAAACGGCGAUGGUGGUCUCGAGAUUCAGAAAGCUGCAAUACCGGCCUCUCGACUGCCUGAGAUGCAGCCCGAAGUUCGAUGCCGGGAGCAAAAAUGCUCGCGCUCAUGCUCAAGCAGGCAACCUCAGGAAGUUCAGGAGAAACCGCGGUCUACCUUCGAUCCUCUUAUGACCGAGAAAGUUGUAUUACCACCUCUUCAACGGCCAGAGAUCCAGCCAGAAGCUCCUUGCCAGGAGACAAAGCCUUUCCUCCCUUGCUCAUCGUCGUCGGAUAGGUCAGAAAGAAACGCCAGUCUUGCCGCAGUGCAAAAUCAACUUUCCGCUAAAGAGGAACCAUCAGACACGCCCGAGCCGUCAGGAAAGACUGCAUCUCAAGAGUCUCAGGACCCGGCAGAACGCCCCAGACUGCCUCCACUCUGCGACUGCGCACCUGGAGACAACGAAGCAGAACGUUUUCCUAACAAUGGGGACCCCCUCAAUACUACACUCUGUGCAAUAGCGGAUGAACUGAUCCAGCAAUACAACACUCGCGGCAUGGACAUCACGGAAAUUCGCAAGAGGCUAUGGGCGGGCUUCUCCAAAGGCCUCACAACCGAAGAAGGAUGUAGGGUGCAGAAUCAGAUUUUGUUUCAGGUUCUAGACGAAAUUAGCAACCACUGAUGGGCUUGCUUACUAUUAUUAUCCGUUAUCGAGGCAUU